AUGCUUUACUCCUGCGUGGGCUACUGUGCCCCCAUKYCAAGUUUGGUCGUGGACAAUAACCGGGGAAAGGAGACUGGCACGGGGUCCGUGGUCGGUAAAAGAACCGAGAAUAACGCCAGAGCGGACCUCGUGUCCAGACUACUCCCUAGACUCCCACCCUGGGUGGAUAUAGAAUCCGAUUACGACGAACCAUCCGUCCGGACCUCCUCCAGAGACCUGCUCAAUAAAGAGAUAGACGCGUACAGAGGAGUUGAUGACUGGGGUGAGAUGAGGGGUGAGGGGCAGAGAGCUCCUGAACCCGGUGCGAUGUCAAGUUUCUCCAACGACUUGGGGAGCAAGAAACUGCCGCAGGCGAUCAUCAUCGGGGUAAAGAAAGGAGGGACGCGCGCGCUGCUCGAGUUCCUCCGCGUGCAUCCAGACAUCAGAGCGGUGGGAGCCGAGCCGCACUUCUUCGACCGCAACUACGAGAACGGACUGGAGUGGUACAGAUAACCAGGGCCAUCUCUGACUACACACAGACGCUGUCCAAGAACCCAGACAUUCCCACCUUCGAGAGCCUGACCUUCAAAAACAGGACAACGGGGCUCAUUGACACAUCCUGGAGCGCCAUCCAGAUCGGUAUCUAUGCCAAGCAACCUGGACAACUGGCUGCAGUACUUCCCCAUGGACCAGAUUCUGUUCGUGAGUGGGGAGCGUCUGAUCAGCGACCCGGCCGGAGAGCUGGGCCGGGUGCAGGACUUCCUGGGACUCAAGAGGAUCAUCACAGACAAACACUUCUACUUCAACCAGACCAAGGGCUUCCCUGCCUCAAGAAGGCUGAGGGCAGCAGGCAAGCCCCACUGCCUGGGCAAAACCAAGGGCGGACCCACCCCAACAUCCACCCAGAGGUGGUGGCAGAGGCUACGGGACUUCUACAGGCUUCAACAUGA
Molecule: messenger RNA, 929 nt
Organism: Salvelinus sp. IW2-2015
Lineage: Eukaryota; Metazoa; Chordata; Actinopteri; Salmoniformes; Salmonidae
Source: RefSeq, a predicted model, not a curated record